Messenger RNA from Glycine soja, 714 nucleotides. RefSeq lists its product as uncharacterized. The coding region runs from base 1 to 714 and encodes 237 amino acids. The transcript has a single exon. NCBI's taxonomy places the organism in Eukaryota, Viridiplantae, Streptophyta, Magnoliopsida, Fabales, Fabaceae. The record is from RefSeq and is a predicted model, not a curated record.
AUGGGGGAUUUUGUGGAGGACAGAUGGGAAUGGAAGUUAACAUGGAGGAGGACUUUUUUUUAUCAUGAAAUUGACAAUGUAGCAGCUCUUCUAGCUGAGAUCGAGUCUGGCCACAUCCAUCAAUCCAGCAGGGAUUUCCUUUGGUGGAAGCCUGACCCUAAUGGUCUAUUUUCAACAAAGUCUGCCUACAAAGUACUGCAGGAGGCUCAUAAUAAUGCUGAUGAAGACAGGGCCUCCAAGAUUAUGUGGAGACUGAAAAUUCCCCCAGGGGUGAGUGCUUUUUCUUGGAGACUAUUCAAGAACAUGCUCCCUACUAGGGAUAAUCUCAGAAGGAGGCAAGUGACAUUGCCUUCAUACAGCUGCCCUCUAUGUGAGCAUGAAGAAGAAUCGGUCAAUCAUCUUAUGUUCAACUGCUCCAAGACUAGGAGUCUUUGGUGGGAGCCAAUGAGAUGGGUUAAUAGAGUGGGUCCUCUCCCCACAGACCCAAAGAAUCACUUUUUGCAAUUCUCUCAGUGGAAUAGGCAAAGUUCUACAACCAAGAGAUGGGAAUUGCUGUGGAUAGCUCUGUCUUUGUCCAUUUGGCAUCACAGAAAUGGCAUGGUUUUCAAUAACCAGCCUUUUAAUCCUGAAAAGGUCAUGGAUGAUGCCUUAUUCCACACUUGGUCUUGGCUUAAGUGUGUGGAGAAGGGCUUCCAACUGCAUUUUAAUUUCUAG